ACAUGUGCAUUCCACGUUGGCCAACAGAAAGUGGCAGCUACCAACGAAGUACUAUAAAUAACACUGAGUCAAGCAUUUCCUCGAGCAGUUACUGUUACACCAAAACCAAUCAUGGAUUCCUUUCUUCAACUCUUCGUUGCAGUUUCCCUUGCGUUUAUAAUCUCUUUCAGAGCUUACAGAAAAAAAUCCCUCAGCACUUCGGGUGCUUUCGCAGGCUUCUUCGUUAUGGCCCUUCACUUUUUUGUCGGAUACAGGUUUGGCGCGAUGCUGCUUGCGUUCUUUUACUCUUCCUCCAGCCUCACCAAGAUGGGAGAGGAGAGAAAGCGAACAAUUGAUCCUGAAUUCAAAGAAGGUGGACAAAGGAACUGGAUACAAGUUCUGGCCAAUAGUGGCAUUGCCUCGGUUCUGAUUGUAGCUAUAUGGGUACUCACUGAAGGGCAGGAUAAAUGCUUGAACUCUGAAGACUCACCUCUGAUCACGUCUCUCAUUGGUGCUGUUAUCGGCCAUUAUUCCUGCUGCAAUGGAGAUACUUGGUCUUCGGAGCUUGGAAUUCUCAGUGAGGAUCAGCCUCGUUUGAUCACAACUUUCAAGACUGUGAAGAAAGGUACAAAUGGUGGUGUGACAAAAACAGGAAUUCUAGCAGCUGCAGCAGCUGGAAGUGUCAUCGGUCUUGCGUUUGUUCUUAUGGGACUCUCAACAACCACAUGUGACUCUAAUAUAUUUUUUAAGCAACUUCUGGUGAUACCCAUUGCAACCCUGGCAGGAUUAUGUGGUAGUAUCAUUGACUCUCUCUUGGGUGCAACAUUGCAAUUCAGUGGAUUCUGUUCCAUUCGUCGCAAGGUUGUUGCAAAGCCAGGAGCAACAGUUAGAAGGAUUUCAGGUGCCAACAUUCUUGACAACAAUGCAGUGAACUUUGUAUCAAUACUGUUGACCUCAUUUCUUACUUCAAUCGCUUGUUUGUACAUUUUCUAAAUUCAUCUCAAGAAGCGAUUAUGUGGUCGGUAGGUUCCAGAGUUUAAAACUUGUAUUCUAGUGCUGUUAGUUGUUCCUAUACAGACAGUUGUAUUCUCAUUCAUCGAUUGGAAAUGCCAACAUUCGAAUAAUAAAGAAACAUUUGCUACAGCAAUUAA
Cajanus cajan (pigeon pea) is the source of this 1130-nucleotide messenger RNA. NCBI's taxonomy places the organism in Eukaryota, Viridiplantae, Streptophyta, Magnoliopsida, Fabales, Fabaceae. The record is from RefSeq and is a predicted model, not a curated record.